AUGGGUGCUCUCGACAUUGUGCGUGGGCGGGACGACAAUGGCCGCCUGACCCGGUCGGUUGUCGAUACAACGACUUUUGAGGACUCGAAGCAUGCGCAGUCAGAUGCUGCUGGCACCGAUGACCCUGAGGCCCGCCCGACCAGUGACUCCCAGACGCUUCGAGACUCCGAUUCGUCUUACGGUGUCAAUGGCAUCUCAGACGAUGAGAAGGAAGCCCAGCACAACCCGGACCGUGUUACCGACAAGGCUGGCCUGGGUCAGCAGAAGGCCGAAGCCGCUGCCCUGGUCUGGAGCCGCCCAGCUGUCUUUGGUAUCUAUGCUUGGAUUUGGGUUGGCUUCUUCAUGCUUGCGUUCCACUCGGCGAUUAGCUCCACCCUGAUGAACUGGGUGUACAGCGAUUUCCAGUCGGCUCCGCAAAUUUCAACCUCAUACAUUCUAGCCAGUAUCAUCGGUGGUGUGCUGAAGCUGCCCCUGGCCAAGACCCUCCAGCUGUGGGGCCGCGCUGAGGCUCUGCUGUUUUCAACCGCGAUUUAUAUCCUUGGCAUGAUCAUUUUGGCAUCAUGCAAUGGCCCCAAUGGCUUUGCGGCCGGAUACGUGCUAUACUGGAUCGGCUACUAUUGCAUGUAUUUGAUCUUGGAUAUUUUCGUCGCAGAUACUACGGGCCUGCGCUCGCGAGCCUUUGCUUUCGCCUUUGCCUCGACUCCAUUCAUCUGUACCGCGUUCACCGGCUCUCUAGCGGCACAGUCGAUCUACAACCUUUGCGGCUGGCGUUGGGGCUAUGGAAUGUUUUGCAUUAUCCAGCCUGUCGUCUUCUGCCCCCUCGCGCUGAUUUUCAAGUUCUACGAGCGAAAGGCCAUCUCGAAGGGUGUUUGGAAGCCCAGGAACAGUGGACGCACAAAGAUGCAGUCUAUUAUUCACUACUUCCACGAAUUUGAUGUCAUUGGUGCUUUCUUGCUCAUGGCCGCCUGGGUCCUCUUCCUCCUGCCCUUCAGUUUAGCCCAGUACGGCCGCUCCCAGUACAGAUCGGCUACCUUCAUCUCGAUGGUUAUCAUCGGCCCCUGCAUGCUUUUGGUCUUCGCUGCGUGGGAAAGAUGGGGUGCGCGCCACCACUUCAUUCGCUACGAAUUGCUCAAGAGACCCACCAUUCUGGGCGCAUGUAUUUGCGCUGGGGUCUGCUUCUUCAGCUUCUACCUGUGGGACCAGUACUUCUACAACUUUGUGCUGAUUACCUAUGACCUGAAUAUCAGCAAUGCCGGCUACAUGAUUCAAAUUUACAACGUGGGCUCGUGCUUCUGGUCCCCGAUCCUCGGUCUUAUCAUCUGGUGGGUCAGGCGGUUCAAGUACAUUGUGUUGUGCUUUGGUGUCCCACUGAUGCUCCUUGGCUCCGGCUUGAUGAUCUAUUUCCGUGGCGGGGACCACGGGAUUGGCUACAUUAUCAUGUGCCAGAUCUUCAUCGCUUUCGCUGGUGGCACCAUUGUCAUCGGUGAGGAUAUGGCCGUCAUGGCCGCCGGUGGUCGUGAGGGUACCCCUAUGAUGCUGGCCUUGAUCGGUCUGUUCUCUAGCAUCGGCGGUGCAAUCGGCUAUGCCGUUUCUGCUGCCAUUUACAACAACGUGUUUGUGGAGGCGCUGGCCAGUCACUUACCUGACAACCUCAAGGCGAACGCGACCACAAUCUACAUGGACGGCAUCGGCGUGCAGGACACCUAUGCGGUGGGCUCUCCCCUUCGUGAUGCCUGCAUCUACGCUUGGGGCCACGCCCAGCGUAUGAAUUGCAUUGCCUCAACCUGCAUCCUGGUUCUGCUUAUCCCUUCGAUCGCCGUGUGGAAGAACUACGACGUCGGCAAGAAGCAGAACAAGGGUACCAUGCUUUUCGAGUAA
Messenger RNA from Penicillium canariense, 1878 nucleotides. RefSeq names its product putative siderochrome-iron transporter (gene sit2). NCBI's taxonomy places the organism in Eukaryota, Fungi, Ascomycota, Eurotiomycetes, Eurotiales, Aspergillaceae. Gene Ontology annotation, molecular function: transmembrane transporter activity. The transcript is spliced from 3 exons. Gene Ontology annotation, biological process: transmembrane transport. The record is from RefSeq and is a predicted model, not a curated record. The coding region runs from base 1 to 1878 and encodes 625 amino acids.